Molecule: messenger RNA, 1128 nt
Organism: Aspergillus calidoustus
Lineage: Eukaryota; Fungi; Ascomycota; Eurotiomycetes; Eurotiales; Aspergillaceae
Source: the annotation of a GenBank genome assembly
AUGUAUACUCCUGCUCGAAGCGCAAGUGCCAGAGGCUACAGUAAUCAAUCCAAGCCAGAUAGAGACGCAGACGCAAACGGCACAAUGAAAGCGCUCAUCUACCAAGGCAGCAACAAAUGCGCUCUCCAAGACCGCCCACUCCCUAACUUGCUCUCGCCCACCGACGCCGUCGUCAAAAUGCUACACACGACCAUAUGCGGCACAGACCUGCACAUCCUCCGCGGCGAAGUGCCCACCGUCGAGACGGGCCUCGUGCUCGGCCACGAGGGCAUCGGGAGCAUCGAGGCCCUCGGCUCCGCUGUCCCCGCGGAGGAUCUCUUCGUUGGCGACCUGGUCCUCAUCUCCUGCAUCACCGCCUGCGGCGUGUGCGGCCCAUGCCGCGGGGGGCUCCCUUCGCACUGCGCCAGCGGCGGCGGGUGGGUACUGGGGAACGCCAUUGACGGCACGCAGGCCGAGUACGUGCGGAUUCCACACGCGGCAUGCUCACUGCAUAAGCUGCCCACGAACAUCAACACGCACGCCGCCAUAUGCCUCUCCGACACCCUGCCCACGGGCUACGAGUGCGGGACGCUCAACGCGAACGUCCAACCGGGCAGCACAGUCGCGAUUGUCGGCGCGGGCCCCGUGGGGCUGGCCGCGAUGCUCACGGCGAAGCUGUACAGCCCGUCUCUGACGGUCGUCAUUGACAGGGACGAGGCGCGGCUGGAGCUCGCGAAGCAGCUGGGGGCUGAUGAGGUCGUCAACCCUGCGAGCGGCGACGCGAUGGAGAGGCUGGACGCGCUGUCUGGCGAGCAUGGGUUCCAGUCCGUGAUUGAGGCUGUGGGACGGCCGACAACGUUUGAGCUGUGCCAGACGCUUGUUGCGCCCGGGGGUUUCAUUGCCAAUGUGGGUGUGCACGGACAGAGAGCCCCAUUGGCGCUCGAUCGGCUGUGGGAUCAUAAUCUCACUAUACGGACACGACUGGUGGACACAGUCACUAUCCCAACCCUUCUACGCCUGUAUCAAGCCCACAAGAUCAAUCCAGCCCCGCUCGUGACGCAUAGUUUUCCGUUCCGCGAGAUCGUGAAGGCAUACGAGACCCUCCAAAAGCCGUCCACGGGAGUGCUGAAAGUUGGGAUUGAGUUUUGA